CUCGCGAUGUGAUGUCGCUUCAAACCUGUCCGUGAGCCUUUGCGGUUCCUCUUUCUAGCCAGCGCCUGAGAAUGGGUAUCUCGAGGGACAACUGGCACAAGCGCCGCAAGACCGGUGGCAAAAGGAAGCCCUACCACAAGAAGAGAAAGUAUGAGUUGGGGCGCCCUCCUGCAAACACCAAAAUUGGUCCACGUCGCAUCCACACGGUGAGAGUCCGUGGUGGGAAUAAGAAGUACCGUGCUCUGAGGCUGGACGUGGGCAACUUCUCUUGGGGAUCAGAGUGCUGCACUCGUAAAACCAGGAUCAUUGAUGUGGUGUACAAUGCCUCCAACAAUGAGCUGGUGAGAACGAAGACGCUGGUGAAGAACUGCAUCGUCCUCAUCGACAGCACCCCCUACAGGCAGUGGUAUGAGGCUCACUACGCUACCCCCCUCGGCCGCAAGAAGGGCGCCAAGCUGACUCCUGAAGAGGAGGAGGUCCUGAACAAGAAAAGGUCGAAGAAGAUCCAGAAGAAAUUUGACGAGCGCAAAAAGAACUGCAAGAUCAGCACCCUUCUGGAGGAGCAGUUCCAGCAGGGCAAACUGCUCGCCUGCAUUGCCUCCAGACCUGGGCAGUGUGGCAGAGCUGACGGCUACGUCCUGGAAGGCAAGGAGCUGGAGUUCUACCUGAGGAAAAUCAAGGCCAAGAAAGGCAAAUAAAUGUAUAGAGCUGUUUGAUACCACACCAAUAAAAACCCAAAUGCCCUCA
Megalops cyprinoides (Indo-Pacific tarpon) is the source of this 747-nucleotide messenger RNA. RefSeq names its product ribosomal protein S8a (gene rps8a). Bases 72 to 698 code for a protein of 208 amino acids. Gene Ontology annotation, biological process: maturation of SSU-rRNA from tricistronic rRNA transcript (SSU-rRNA, 5.8S rRNA, LSU-rRNA); translation. Gene Ontology annotation, molecular function: structural constituent of ribosome. The transcript has 6 exons. The record is from RefSeq and is a predicted model, not a curated record. Lineage: Eukaryota; Metazoa; Chordata; Actinopteri; Elopiformes; Megalopidae. Gene Ontology annotation, cellular component: ribosome; cytosolic small ribosomal subunit.